AUGGCAACCCGACCUUUUUGCCACAUCACGCAUUGCAGCAGCAAAAUUUGGGUCUGUGGCCAGUGGAUCACAGGAGGGGUUGUUUACGGAGAAGCCUUCCUCGCAACCACGAAGCCUGUCAGGGCACGCACAGAGGCCCUGUUACAAGAGCUUACACGUCAGGUGGUCCACCUCACUGGACCACGUUUUGUGGCAGGAGACUUCAAUCAGGAAAUGCAUCAUUUGCAAGAGGUUGACCUGUGGAAACGGCAAGGCUUCAUAGAUCUCCAAGAUCUCGCUUGCAUCAAGUGGAACCUCACCCCUGCAGCCACAUGCAAGGGUUCCACACGCAAGGAUUUUGUUUUCAUCUCUCCUGAGUUGCGUGAUCUCUUGCUGGCGGUUCGUCUCGACAAUGAGGCCUUCCCAGAUCACGCCAUAUUGUCAGGAAGCUUUCGCCCCUUGUGCCAACCAGAAAAGGUCCGGAUCUGGCGACGCCCGCAGCCAUUCGCGGUUCCCCCAGAGGUCCAGAAGUCUCUUAGUCACUCUGACAUGGCCUUUCAUGUGAGUGCCAGUGACCCGACCGAGGUCUAUCAUGAAUUGUGCCACCAGUAUGAACAAGCCCUUCGUGCAGAAUGCCUCUCCAAAGGCCAAGCUGGCCCCCGUCCUUGCCAGUUAGGUCGAGGCCAAUCCACCCACUUGUCGACAGUAGUGAGCGACCGAUGCCCGAUCAAGUCUUCCAGGUUGGGUGAGAGAGUGCCAGCGGUAAACAUCGAAUCACUGAUGUACAGGAGAUGCUUUACGCAGCUUCGUCGCUUGGUGAACUUUGCUCGUAUGAAAGAACAUGGUGCCUCCCCGAAUGCAGCAAUCCAUCGUUUGUCACUGUGGUCCGCCAUUUGUCAAGCACCUUUUGAGGGGUCUUUCUCUAAGUGGUGGGCGCGGAACCUCACGGACCCAGCACACUGCCAAUUCCCACAGCAUAUCCCUCCUCAGGCAAUUGCCAAGCAAUUGGCCAGUGACUUCGAAAGCUUUGUGUGCAGGCUGGAACAGGACCUCAUAGCUUCCAGAAGGGCAGCCGCGCAGAAAAGGCGACAGACUGAUGCCAACCGGGUCUUUCGUGACAUUCGAGCGCCGGGACCUGAACCCAUCUCUUCUUUGGCACAGUGCCGGGAAGCUAAAGUCACGUCCAUAGAGGCCGAAGACUCGUUUUGUUUUGAACCUCGAUGUGCCUUUGACGCCCAAAUGCAGUUGUCUCACGCCCAAGGGCACUGCAGUCUGGUAGAAUGUGAGGAUGGCCAAGCUUGGGUCUCUGGACCUCUGCCGGAAGUCGGAGGGGUGGUUUACCAGCACGGCUUUCUGGGUUCCUUGCAGACGUUGCAUAGUGAAUUUGAGUCCGCGUGGGCCAAACGUUGGAAUAAGCAUGAUGAGGUGCCCCCUGAUUUUUGGGAUCGAGUAGACGCAGUCAUUUCCAGACUCUUUAGUCCUCUCCCGUCAAGCCGCCUUGUGAUUACUGUCGACAUGUUCCGAGCGUUCGUUCGGUCUCGGAAGCCUCGAAGUGCGGUAUAG
Durusdinium trenchii is the source of this 1542-nucleotide messenger RNA. Lineage: Eukaryota; Dinophyceae; Suessiales; Symbiodiniaceae. The record is from the annotation of a GenBank genome assembly.